AUGGCGCCCAUCGCCAUCUCCCCCGAGCGGGAUGCCGGGCCUCUAAACACGCUGACCACCGACUUUGACGACACCAUCCGCUUCUACCUUAACGGCACGCGUGUCGUCCUCGACGAGAUCGACCCCGAAGUCACCCUGCUGGAGUACCUGCGAGGCAUUGGAUUGACCGGAACCAAGCUGGGAUGUGGCGAAGGCGGCUGCGGUGCCUGCACCGUCGUCAUCUCCCAGUUCAACCCGACAACGAAGCAAAUCUACCACGCGAGCGUCAACGCCUGUCUGGCUCCCCUGGCCAGCGUCGACGGCAAGCAUGUCAUCACCAUCGAGGGCAUCGGAAACACAAAGGCGCCACACCCCGCCCAGGAGCGAGUGGCAAAGACAAACGGCAGUCAGUGCGGCUUCUGCACACCCGGGAUCGUCAUGAGCUUGUACGCGCUGCUUCGCAACAACCAGGCCCCGUCAGAAGAGGAUAUUGAGGAGGCGUUCGACGGGAACCUGUGCAGGUGUACGGGAUACAAGCCCAUCCUCGAAGCUGCGCAGACGUUCAGUGUUGAGAGGGGAUGCGGGAAGGCGAGGACAAACGGCGGCUCUGGCUGUUGCAUGGAAAAUGGCAAAGGCGAGAAGAAGGCGGGCGGGUGUUGCAUGGACAAGAAGGCGGCCGACGACCAGCCCAUCAAGAGGUUCACGCCACCCGGGUUCAUCGAGUACAAGCCUGAUACGGAGCUCAUCUUUCCCCCGAUGCUGAAGAAGCACGAAAUGAGGCCACUAGCGUUUGGAAACAAGAGAAAGAGGUGGUUCAGGCCCGUUACGCUCUCCCAGCUCCUUGACAUCAAGAGCGUCUACCCCUCGGCCAAGAUCAUCGGCGGCAGCACCGAGACUCAGAUUGAGAUCAAGUUCAAGGCGCAGCAGUACCCUGUUUCUGUCUUCGUGGGCGAUAUUGCUGAGCUGAGGCAGUACGAAUUCAAGGACGAUCACUUGGAGAUAGGCGGAAACGUCAUCCUGACCGAUCUCGAGCACAUCAGCCAGGAGGCCACAAAGCACUACGGUGAAACCCGAGGUCAGGUGUUCGAGGCCAUCUACAAGCAACUGAAAUACUUUGCUGGACGGCAGAUUCGAAACGUCGGUACGCCCGCCGGCAACCUGGUGACGGCCUCGCCAAUUUCAGAUCUCAACCCUGUUCUGUGGGCUGCCAAUGCUGUAUUGGUGGCCAAGUCCCAAAGCGAGGAGACGGAGAUACCCAUGUCACAGUUCUUUACCGGCUACCGUAGGACAGCACUUGCGCAAGACGCCAUUAUUGCUUCCAUCAGGAUACCGGUCACGGCGUCCAAGGGCGAAUUUUUCAGAGCGUACAAGCAGGCCAAGAGGAAAGACGACGACAUCGCCAUCGUGACUGGUGCUCUGAGAAUCAAGGUGGACGAUGACGGUGUCGUCACCGAGAGCAAUCUGAUCUACGGUGGCAUGGCUGCUAUGACUGUGGCAGCAAAGAAGACCAUGGAGUACCUCAUCGGCAAGCGCAUCGCUGAGUUGGAAACACUGGAGGGCGCGAUGGACGCGCUUGGCGAAGAUUUCAACCUUCAGUUCAGCGUGCCUGGAGGCAUGGCCUCGUACCGCAAGGCCCUGGCGCUCAGCUUCUUCUACCGCUUCUACCACGACGUUCUCGCAGCCAUGGAUGCCCAGAGCCAACACGUCGACAAGGAGGCCAUUGAAGAAAUUGAGCGACGUAUUUCUGGUGGACAUGAAGACCAUGACGCAGCUGUUGCAUACGAGCAGGAGACUGUGGGCCGGUCCAAGAGCCAUGUUGCGGCGCUGAAGCAGGUGACUGGCGAGGCACAGUAUAUCGACGACAUCCCUUCCCUCAAGAAUGAACUGCAUGGGUGCUUUGUCUUGUCCAGCAAGGCGCACGCCAAGAUCAAGUCCGUCGACUACUCUGCGGCCCUUGACAUGCCGGGCGUGGUGGACUACGUCGACAUUAACGACGUUGAAACACCGGAACAGAACCGUUGGGGCGCACCGCAUUUCGACGAGGCCUUUUUCGCCGAGGGGGAGGUUUUCACCGCUGGACAGCCUAUCGCCAUGAUGCUUGCUACCUCAGCAAACAGAGCUGCGGAGGCCGCUCGCGCGGUUAAAGUCGAGUAUGAGGAGCUGCCAACAGUUCUGUCCAUCGAAGAGGCUAUCGAGCAGGACAGCUUCCAUAACUACUACCGCGAGAUCAAGAAUGGAGACACCGAGGAGGCGUUCAAGAAUUGCGACCACAUUUUCACCGGCACGGCGAGAAUGGGUGGUCAGGAGCAUUUCUACCUGGAGACACAGGCUUCGCUGGUUGUUCCCAAGCCUGAAGAUGGGGAGAUGGAGGUAUUUUCUGGUACUCAGAACGCCAACGAAACGCAAGUAUUUGUUGCUCGGAUGACUGGAGUGGCAGCCAACAAGAUUGUCGUUCGUGUUAAGCGUUUGGGAGGUGGUUUUGGAGGCAAGGAAACGAGAUCAGUCCAGGUCACUGCACCAUUAGCGCUCGCAGCAAAAAAGACCAAGCGACCCUGCCGAUACAUGCUGACCAGAGAGGAAGACAUGGUCACCUCCGGCCAGCGCCACCCGUUCCUGGGCAGAUGGAAGGUUGGUGUCAACAAGGAUGGCAAGAUCCAAGCCUUGGAUCUGGAUGUCUUCAAUAACGCCGGCUGGAGUUUCGACCUGAGUGCGGCUGUGUGCGAGCGUGCCAUGUCACACAGCGACGGCUGCUACAGGAUCCCGAACGUCUUCAUCCGCGGACGCCUGUGCAAGACAAACACGAUGUCGAACACGGCGUUCCGAGGGUUCGGAGGACCGCAGGGCAUGUUUAUCGCGGAGACGUACAUGGAAGAGGUGGCGGAUCGCAUGGGCAUUCCGGUCGAGAAGUUCCGCGAGAUCAACUUCUACAAGCCGCUGGAGCCUACGCAUUUCAACCAGCCCCUCACGGACUGGCAUGUGCCGUUGAUGUAUGAGCAGGUGCAGGAAGAGUCCAAGUACGAGCAGCGGAGGGAGAUGAUUACGAAGUUCAAUGACGGCAACAAGUGGCGCAAGCGUGGGCUGGCACUUAUUCCGACAAAGUUUGGUAUCUCGUUUACCGCCCUCUUCCUCAACCAGGCCGGCGCUCUCGUUCAUAUUUAUCACGAUGGUUCGGUUCUCGUGGCCCACGGCGGUACCGAGAUGGGCCAGGGCUUGCACACCAAGAUGACGCAGAUUGCAGCGCAAGCACUCGAAGUGCCUCUAGACAAUGUCUUCAUCUCAGAGACUGCGACCAACACGGUUGCGAACGCCUCGGCGACAGCAGCGUCUGCCUCGUCGGAUCUGAACGGAUACGCCAUCUACAAUGCCUGCGCGCAGCUGAAUGAACGACUGGCGCCGUACCGCGAGAAGCUCGGACCGAAGGCGACCAUGAAGGACCUGGCGCACGCGGCCUACUUUGACAGAGUAAACCUCUCGGCACAGGGAUUCUACAAGACCCCGGAAAUCGGUUACACCUGGGGCGAGAACCGCGGCAAGAUGUUCUUCUACUUCACGCAGGGCGUCACGGCGGCCGAGGUCGAGAUCGACACGCUCACCGGCACGUGGACCUGCGUCCGGGCCGACAUCAAGAUGGACGUCGGGCAGUCGAUCAACCCCGCGAUCGACUACGGGCAGAUCCAGGGCGCAUUCGUGCAGGGCCUCGGGCUCUUCACGAUGGAGGAGUCGCUCUGGCUUCGCAACGGGCCCAUGGCGGGCAACCUCUUCACGCGCGGGCCGGGGGCAUACAAGAUCCCCGGGUUCCGCGACAUCCCGCAGGAGUUCAACGUGUCGCUGCUCAAGGACGUGGAGUGGAAGGACCUGCGGACUAUCCAGCGGUCGCGCGGGGUGGGCGAGCCGCCGCUGUUCAUGGGCAGUGCGGUGUUCUUUGCCAUCCGCGACGCGCUCAAGGCGGCGAGGCGGCAGUACGGGGUGCAGGCGACGGUCGGGGAAGACCGGGUGGGUGAUGGCUUACUCAGGCUGGAGAGCCCGGCGACACCCGAGAGGAUUCGGCUAAGCUGCGAGGACCCCAUCAUGAGGAGGGCGAGGGUGCUGCCGAAGGAGGGGGAGAAGAGCUUUUUUGUAGCCAUUUAG
This is a messenger RNA of Colletotrichum aenigma, 4107 nucleotides long. It is a transcript of the gene hxA, whose product is annotated as Xanthine dehydrogenase. The transcript has 3 exons. Gene Ontology annotation, molecular function: xanthine dehydrogenase activity; FAD binding; 2 iron, 2 sulfur cluster binding. The record is from RefSeq and is a predicted model, not a curated record. The coding region runs from base 1 to 4107 and encodes 1368 amino acids. Lineage: Eukaryota; Fungi; Ascomycota; Sordariomycetes; Glomerellales; Glomerellaceae.